AUGAUUUCUAUUGAUGAGUUAGAGACAUGUAGAGGUGUAAAUCAGAUUGGUACAUUACAACGAGUUGGAGAUACCAGAUGGAGUUCUCACCUCAAAUCAGUUUCGAGUUUAAUCAAGAUGUUUAGUCCUACAUGCAAGGUUUUACUUAAAAUUAUUGAGGAGGGCAUUGAUUCGAUCAAAGGGGAUGCAGAUUCAACAUAUGAGAUUAUUACUACAUUUGAGUUCAUUUUUGUUUUGCAUCUUGUUAAGGAAAUAAUGGAGAUAACUGAUUUACUUUGUCAAGCUUUACAAAGACAAUCUCAAGAUGUUUGCAAUGUAUUGAAGCUAGUUGCAUCCAUCAAAGAACUUUUGCAAAAAAUGAAAGAUGAAAGAUGGAAUAGUUUGCUCUCUCUUGUUAAGUCAUUUUGUCAGGAUCGCGAGAUUGAUAUCCCUGAUUUAUCUUCUGCCUACUUUAGGAGAGGGGCUCGAGCUCGUAAGGAGCAUAGCAAUCAUACACUUGAACAUCAUUACCGAGUGGAUAUCUUUUACGAAGCCAUUAAUUGUCAAUUAAUGGAAUUGAAUCACCAGUUUAAUGAUAGCUCAAUGGAGUUGCUUCAACUUUCUGCAACUUUAAAUCCUAAAAGUGUUAAUGAGCCUUUUCGAAGUCGUGAUGUAUGUUGGUUAGUAGAGAAGUUUUAUCCUGAAGAUUUCAGUGAACAAGAGAAAUUACUUUUGAAGUUGCAACUUCAACACUAUUAG
Messenger RNA from Lactuca sativa (garden lettuce), 738 nucleotides. RefSeq lists its product as uncharacterized. Lineage: Eukaryota; Viridiplantae; Streptophyta; Magnoliopsida; Asterales; Asteraceae. The record is from RefSeq and is a predicted model, not a curated record.